CAACUGAGAAGAAAUGGAUGCAAAUGAGAAAAACCUGCAGAAGAGCUACUUUGAUGUGUUGGGACUAUGCUGUUCCUCUGAGGUUCCGCUAAUAGAAAACAUAUUGAAAUCAGUUGAAGGGGUGAAAGAAGUAUCUGUGAUUGUUCCUACCAGAACCGUCAUUGUUCUUCACGAUAAUCUCCUUGUUUCUCAGAUUCAAAUCGUAAAAGCUCUAAACCAAGCAAGACUGGAAGCAAAUGUGAGAGCACAUGGGGAGAUAAAGUACCAAAAGAAAUGGCCAAGCCCUUUUGCAGCAGCCUGUGGGUUGCUGCUUUUGAUAUCCCUUUUCAAGUAUGUGUACCGUCCUUUGCAAUGGGCAGCUGUGGCAGCGGUGGUUGUUGGCAUCUACCCCGUCCUUUUGAAGGGCUAUGCGGCCAUCACCAAUUUCAGGCUGGAUAUCAACAUUCUCUUGCUGAUUGCAGUGAUGGGGAGCAUAGCAAUGAAGGACUACACUGAAGCCGCCACUAUAGUCUUCCUCUUCACCACUGCGGAAUGGCUGGAGUCAAGAGCAAGCCAUAAGGCUACUGCAGUAAUGUGUUCAUUGAUGAGUAUAAGUCCUCAAAAAGCGGUGAUAGCAGAGAGCGGAGAAGAAGUGGAUGCGGAUGAAGUGAAAUUGAACACUGUGCUGGCAGUCAAAGCUGGUGAAGUUAUACCCAUUGACGGGAUCGUCGUCGAUGGGAUAUGUGAAGUGGACGAGAAAACUCUCACCGGAGAAUCACUUCCUGUUCCCAAACAAAAGGAUUCAACCGUCUGGGCUGGCACCAUCAAUCUAAAUGGUUACAUUAGCCUGAAAACCACAGCCGUGGCUGAAGACUGUGUAGUGGCUAAAAUGGCAAAGCUCGUGGAGGAAGCUCAAAACAGCAAAUCUACCACCCAAAGAUUUAUAGACAAAUGUGCUAAGUUCUACACCCCAGCAAUUAUAGUUGUAUCAACCAGCAUUGCCGUGAUUCCAGCUGCAUUGAGAGUGCAUAACCUUCACUACUGGUUUCACUUGGCAUUGGUUGUGUUGGUGAGUGCAUGUCCUUGUGCGCUUAUCCUUUCCACUCCUGUUGCCACCUUUUGUGCACUUACAAGAGCAGCAACAUCAGGACUUCUGGUUAAGGGGGGCGACUAUCUCGAAACUCUUUCCAAGAUUAACAUCACAGCUUUUGACAAAACUGGCACACUUACCAGGGGCGAAUUUAUUGUGACCGAUUUUCAAUCUCUCUGCGAAGAUACAAGCUUCAACACAUUGCUUUACUGGGUUUCAAGCAUUGAGAGCAAGUCAAGUCAUCCAAUGGCAGCUGCACUUGUAGAAUACGGAAGAUCACAUUCAAUUGAACCAGAGCCUGAAACUGUGGAGGAUUAUCAAAAUUUCCCUGGAGAAGGUAUUUAUGGGAGAAUUGAUGGAAGAGAUAUUUACAUCGGAAGCAGAAAAGUAUCAGAGAGAGCUCAUGGAACAGCUCCAAUUCUAAAAGGCAAUAUGAUGGAAGGUAAGACCAUUGGAUAUGUAUUUUGUGGAGCAAACCCUGCUGGAAUCUUCAGUCUCUCGGAUGCUUGUCGAACCGGUGCUGGAGAGGCCGUAAAUGAGCUGAAGUCAAUGGGGAUCAAAACUGCUUUGCUAACAGGAGACAAUCAAGCAACAGCCAUGCACGUACAAGAACAGCUGGGGAAUAGUCUAGAUGUGAUCUAUGCAGAACUUCUUCCCGAAGACAAGGCAAGAAGAAUCAAAGAGUUUAAGAAAGAAGGGCCAACAGCAAUGAUUGGAGAUGGCAUUAACGAUGCACCUGCACUUGCUACAGCUGAUAUUGGUAUCUCGAUGGGCAUUUCGGGUUCUGCCCUUGCAACAGAGACAGGGCAUGUGAUUCUCAUGUCAAAUGACAUCAGAAAGAUACCAAAAGCUAUCCAACUGGCGAGAAAGGCUCAAAGUAAAGUGAUUCAGAAUGUAAUUUUGUCUAUCGGAACUAAGGUGGCUAUUCUGGCAUUGGCAUUUGCUGGUCAUCCACUUGUGUGGGCAGCGGUUCUUGCUGAUGUCGGCACAUGCUUGUUGGUUAUCUUCAAUAGCAUGCUCCUUUUACAAGGAACACACAAACAUGCAGGAAAAUGUUGCAAGUCUUCAGCUAAAUCACAUAUGGACAAACAUGGAUGUAAAACCAGCCAUUGUCAUUCAUCUCAUAAUGCUCGACAUGGUAACGUAGACAAAAAGGUCCGAAAGGCAUGUGAGCCCCAACAGUGUUCCUCUUCUAGCUGUGCCUCAAGAUGUCAAUCUAGCAAUUCCAAGUCACAUUCAUCUUCAAAUUCAUGUGGGAGCGGUAAAUGUUUAGGGACACAUGAUACUUGUCAUAGUCAUGAAGCAAAGCAUUGUGACCAGGGAAGUUGUAACAUUGUCAAUCACGAGAUUGGGGGCAACAAUCCCAGCAACUGCUGUUCAGGCUUGUGCGUAGAAUCGAAUGAUCUCCGUGGGGAAAACCAGGGGGAUCUACAUCACUUGUCCAAUCAGGAAGAGAAAAAAGACGAUCCUUAUCAUUCCACUUGUGGCGAAAACCAUACUGACUUUAAAGCAUUAGGAAACUUUGUAGAGCAUUGUUGUUUGGAGGCCCCAAACCCAGUGGGUCUUCCAUAUCCGAACAAGUGUUUUGCAGAUAAUAGUGAGCCACCUCACACUGCUAUAGACAUUCCAAUGCAUGAGACUAGGCAUGGUUGUAAGAAUGUGGAGAAGAGAGAAUUUGGUGGUUGUUGCUAGAGCUAUAUGAAAGAAUGUUGUGGUAACCAUGGACAUUCUAGAACUGGCUUAACAGAAAUCAUCUUCGAAUAGAGAUAUUUAACUUCCAUAGGAACUAGGAUCUCAGAUGUAUGGGGUUGUAGAUCCAAGAAAUUGCGACAAAUCUAAUAAUUGUUAAAAAGGAAAUGGACAUUAUCAUAGCUAGUUUUAAUUAGAAUGGUUUUGGUCUUUGAU
Messenger RNA from Hibiscus syriacus, 2974 nucleotides. Its product is annotated as putative inactive cadmium/zinc-transporting ATPase HMA3. The coding region runs from base 14 to 2761 and encodes 915 amino acids. Gene Ontology annotation, molecular function: ATPase-coupled monoatomic cation transmembrane transporter activity; ATP binding; ATP hydrolysis activity. The transcript is spliced from 9 exons. Lineage: Eukaryota; Viridiplantae; Streptophyta; Magnoliopsida; Malvales; Malvaceae. Gene Ontology annotation, cellular component: membrane. Gene Ontology annotation, biological process: monoatomic cation transport. The record is from RefSeq and is a predicted model, not a curated record.